This is a messenger RNA of Oryza sativa Japonica Group (Japanese rice), 1927 nucleotides long. Its product is annotated as 7-deoxyloganetin glucosyltransferase. Gene Ontology annotation, molecular function: quercetin 7-O-glucosyltransferase activity; quercetin 3-O-glucosyltransferase activity. The record is from RefSeq and is a predicted model, not a curated record. Lineage: Eukaryota; Viridiplantae; Streptophyta; Magnoliopsida; Poales; Poaceae.
AUAUAUAUCAUAGAAAAACAUAGUCAAAGAUAUAUUUUCGAGACUGUUAUUGUGCAACACGCCAUGGAUACCAUGGACAUUAAAAUAUAUAUUUAUGAUUAAAUAGGAGUGUUAAAUGUCAGAAAUACUUGUCAUAUUCUUCCUACAUCAAAAUUCGCACAAAAAGAAAACUCUAAGUUGCACUGUUUCCCUAUCAAGUAUCAAUCACGAGCUGCACAACUUAAGUAGGAGAAACCGAUGGGGAUUUAAAGGCUUGAUGCGAUGACGAUCUUGCAGGAGAAACCGAUGGCUCUUCCGCGUGUCACGCGUGACGCUGUAAACAAAUCGAAUAUAAUGACCACGCGACAAUGCGAGCAAUGCAGCUAUAAAAGUUGGCGAACGACAUGUAGCAUGCAUUUCCAAGCAGAGCCAGAACAUUGCGUGACGCCGUGAUGAUCCCGUACCCGGCGCAGGGCCACGUCACGCCGAUGAUGAAGCUGGCCAAGCUGCUCCACGCCCGGGGCUUCCACGUCACCUUCGUCAACACCGAGUUCAACCACCGCCGCAUGCUGGCAUCGCGGGGCGCCGCCGCGCUCGACGGCGGCGUGCCGGGGUUCCGCUUCGCCGCCAUCCCCGACGGCCUCCCGCCGUCUGACGCCGACGCCACCCAGGACAUCCCCGCGCUCUGCCACUCCACCAUGACCACCUGCCUACCCUACGUCGUCGCUCUCCUCGCCGAGCUCAAUGACCCGACCUCCGGUGUGCCGCCGGUCACGUGCGUCGUGGCGGACGCCAUCAUGUCGUUCGCGUACGACGCGGCGAGGCGGAUCGGCGUGCCGUGCGCCGCGCUGUGCACGCCGAGCGCCUGCGGCUUCGUGGGGUACAGCCACUACCGGCAGCUCGUCGAGCGCGGCCUCGUGCCGCUCAAGGACGCGGCGCAGCUCGCCGACGGGUACCUUGACACGGUGGUGGACGGCGCGCGCGGCAUGUGCGAUGGCGUCCAGCUGCGCGACUUCCCCAGCUUCAUCCGCACCACGGACCGCGGCGACAUCAUGCUCAACUUCAUCAUGCGCGAGGCCGAGCGGCUCACCCUCCCCGACGCCGUCAUCCUCAACACCUUCGACGACCUCGAGCGGCCGGCGCUGGACGCCAUGCGCGCCAUCCUCCCACCGGUCUACACCGUCGGGCCGCUCCACCUCCACGUUCGCCAUGUCGUCCCCAAGGGCAGCCCACUGGACACAGCCAUCGGCUCAAACCUCUGGAAGGAGCAGGACGGCCGGCCGCCGCGCUCCGUCGUGUACGUCAACUACGGCAGCAUCACCGUGAUGACGAACGAGCAGCUGCUGGAGUUCGCGUGGGGCCUCGCCCACAGCGGCUACCCGUUCCUCUGGAACGUGCGCCCCGACCUCGUCAAGGGCGACGCCGCCGUGCUUUCACAGGAGUUCCUCACCGCCGUGGAAGGCCGCAGCAUGCUGACGACAUGGUGCCCGCAGGAGCAGGUGAUCGAGCACCCCGCGGUGGGCGUGUUCCUGACGCACUCUGGGUGGAACUCGACGCUGGAGAGCCUCUGUGCCGGUGUGCCAAUGUUGAGCUGGCCCUUCUUCGCCGAGCAGCAGACGAACUGCCGGUACAAGCGCACGGAGUGGGGCGUCGGGAUGGAGAUCGGCGGCGAGGUGGAGCGGAGCGACGUGGCCGCCACGAUACGGGAGGCCAUGGAGGGGGAGAAAGGGCGGGAGAUGCGGCGUCGCGCGGCGGAGUGGAAGGAGAUGGCCACGAGGGUGACGCUGCCCGGUGGAACCGCGGAUAUCAACUUGACAAGGCUUAUCGACGAGGUGCUGCUCAGUGGUGGGAAGAAGCGUCAAGCUUUGGACGCCCGUGACUGAAUCUAAAAGUUUACGAUAAUAUUGUGUUGGCAUGUUUAUAUUGAAAAGGUUUUCUUAAAAAUUAA